Molecule: messenger RNA, 1269 nt
Organism: Triplophysa rosa
Lineage: Eukaryota; Metazoa; Chordata; Actinopteri; Cypriniformes; Nemacheilidae
Gene: snai3
Product: snail family zinc finger 3
Exons: 3
Coding region: 284-1132 (282 amino acids)
Biological process (GO): regulation of DNA-templated transcription
Molecular function (GO): RNA polymerase II cis-regulatory region sequence-specific DNA binding; DNA-binding transcription factor activity, RNA polymerase II-specific
Source: RefSeq, a predicted model, not a curated record
UUGAAGACAUGCCACAUGUUUAUAAAAACAAAGUUAUUCUAUUUUCAUCUCGCGCAUGCACCUGUUAUGCUGCGGUAUGUCGGGACACACGUGGCUCCGCCCCUUGCACUUGUCCCUCACUUCUGAUUGGCUCAGCGGGAUCUCUAUGGUAAUUUCCGUCUAGCCUUGCACCUGACUCUUUCUUCACUCAAAGACGACCUCCAAGCAUCAGCUAUUUAUUCAACUUCCAAUCUCUGUGUUAAAAGAUAGCAGGACUGCUCAGAAGAAGAGAAAACCACUGACGAUGCCAAGAUCUUUCCUGGUGAAAAAGCACCUUAGCAACAAGAAGCCUGACUAUGCUGUGCUGCAGGACUCAAAAAAAUACGAGGUGAUGACAGAAUCUCCAAGCUCCAAACUCCGAACCCUGCAUCCCCAUCAAACCGUGUUUCCCGCCCCACAUCAUGUGAUCUCAGCACCGAUCGGCUCUCUCGAUUCAGGGAUGUACCUGCCUCCACAGCACCCGAGUGUGCCCAUGGACGGCCCGGUUCUGGCUUUCACUUACCCCGUGACGCCCAUCGCCCUGCGAGACGUGCAGCCUGUGCUCUCAACGCUAGAACCCUUCCAGCAUUCCCACAGUGACCCAGACGAAAAACUCACCGUGUCCCAAUUACAACCGGGCACCAGCGGUCAGGAGCGCCGAGACGGAUGUUUGGACUGCCAGAAAUCUUACUUUACCUUCUCUAGCCUGAGCAAGCAGAGGAAUCUACCCUGUGAGUGGCAGUGCCAGAAGUACUUCAGCUGUAAAUACUGCGAUAAAGAGUAUGUGAGUCUCGGAGCGCUGAAGAUGCACAUCCGAACGCACACGCUGCCUUGUGUGUGUAAGCUCUGCGGAAAGGCCUUCUCCAGGCCAUGGCUGCUUCAGGGACACAUUCGCACACACACGGGUGAAAAGCCGUUCUCCUGUCCGCACUGCACUCGCGCAUUUGCUGACCGGUCAAACCUUCGAGCGCAUCUACAAACCCACUCUGAGAUCAAGAAAUAUCAGUGUCGAAGCUGUUUAAAGACCUUCUCCAGAAUAUCACUCCUGUCAAAACACGAGGAAGCAGGCUGCUGCCCGAUGUCCCGAAGUUUAUACUGCCAAAGUCAAGACUGACAGAACGAAAUAAUCUGAUAUACAGACCCACAUAUACUGAAAAAUCAUAUGCUGUAUGCAACCUUAAAUAUUUUUCAAUGAAACCGUUUUAUGAUAGAUGUGAUGGAUUUUCAUGUUGAGAUUUUGUAAUGGAUAAC